Messenger RNA from Cryphonectria parasitica EP155, 1740 nucleotides. RefSeq lists its product as uncharacterized. The coding region runs from base 55 to 1740 and encodes 561 amino acids. Gene Ontology annotation, molecular function: carbohydrate:proton symporter activity. Gene Ontology annotation, biological process: transmembrane transport; carbohydrate transport. Gene Ontology annotation, cellular component: plasma membrane. The record is from RefSeq and is a predicted model, not a curated record. NCBI's taxonomy places the organism in Eukaryota, Fungi, Ascomycota, Sordariomycetes, Diaporthales, Cryphonectriaceae. The transcript has 4 exons.
ACGAGGAGCAUAUCAUCGUUUCUUCUUCGGGUCUGUGUGUAUGCCGUCGUCACAAUGUUGAGUCUCAACAGCAAAGUCAACUUUGACUAUGCGAACCCCAAUUCUGAGGUGAGCACCGAUGCUCGUAAAGAGCUUGCUCACCUCGACUACUCUCCCCUCCCCAGGAUCACUGGGCGGUCCUUCUGCAUGGGCGUUUUGGUGUCGAUGGGCGGGUUCAUCUUUGGAUACGACACUGGUCAGAUCUCAGGUUUCCAAGAAAUGCCCGACUUCCAAAAGAGAUUCGCAGAAAUGCAGCCAGAUGGGUCCUAUGCCUUCAGCAACGUCAGGUCGGGUCUGAUUGUCGGCCUCUUGUCGAUAGGCACCCUUGUGGGCGCUCUUGUGGCGGCACCUCUCGCCGACUGGAUCGGCCGCCGUCCAUCUAUCUCCAUUUGGAGUGCCAUCGUCGCCGUCGGCUUCGUCAUCCAGGUCGCGGCCUCGACCUCAUGGCAGCAGUUCAUGGUUGGCCGCCUGGUGGCCGGCUUCGGCGUGGGUGCUCUGAGCCUGCUUGUCCCAAUGUUCCAGGCAGAGUGUAGUCCACCAUGGAUCCGUGGUGCUCUAGUGUGUACAUACCAGCUUUUCAUCACGCUUGGGAUUUUCCUUGCUGCAUGUUUCAACUACGGCACCUACACACAUCAGAUGGACAACUCUGGUUCCUGGCGCAUUGUUAUCAGCAUCGGCUGGAUCUGGACUCUCAUCCUUGGCGCCGGCGUCUGGUUCUUCAAAGAGACGCCGCGCUUUGUGUACAGGAAAGGCGGUGUGGAACAGGCCAAGCAGACGUUGAUGCGUGUAUACGGAGCUCCAGAGAACCACUUUGCCAUCUUCACCCAGAUGGAGGAGCUGGAGAGCAAGUGGCGUAUCGAAAUGCGGACACAGAAGCAAGGGCCCGUCAGAGAGAUGGCGAAUAUGUUCAAGGCACCGCGCAUGACCUACAGAAUUUUGCUGGGAAUCAUGCUGCAGAUGUUCCAGCAGCUGACUGGAGCAAAUUACUUCUUUUAUUAUGGAACGACCAUCUUUAGCUCGGUCUCCAUCAGCUCCUUCAUCACGCAGAUGAUCCUGAAUGGCAUCAACUUCGGCGUCACCUUCAUUGGCUUGUACCUCGUGGAGCAUUAUGGCCGCCGCAGGUCCCUAAUCGCGGGCAGCAUCUGGAUGUUUAUCUGCUUCAUGAUCUUCGCCUCCGUAGGCCAUUUCGCCCUCGACGUGAACACACCGUCCAACACACCCGAGGCUGGAAUCGCCCUCAUCGUUAUGGCCGCCCUGUUCAUCCUUGGCUAUGCCACGACCUGGGGCCCAAUGGUCUGGACGCUCAUCGCAGAGAUCUACCCAUCCAAGUACCGUGCCAAGGGCAUGGCCAUCGCCACCGCCAGCAACUGGACCUGGAACUUUCUCAUCGCCUUCUUCACGCCGUUCAUUACCGCAGACAUUGACUUCGCCCUGGGCUAUGUCUUUGCCGCAUGUAACCUGAUAGGCGGUGUGCUGGUCUACCUGUUUGUGAUCGAGGGACAGGGCAGGACACUGGAGGAGAUCGAUACCAUGUACCUGGAGCACGUCAAUCCUCGCACGUCGGCCAAGUGGACACCGCCUCCUGCUGAGGAGAUGGCAAGGAUCCGGGCCGAGGCUGGCACGGAUGUGCCGACAACAUCUUCGAGUACUCCUAGCGACAACCGUGACAUCACACAGGCACAGCACACAGAGGCUGUGUAA